This is a messenger RNA of Schizosaccharomyces cryophilus OY26, 3032 nucleotides long. RefSeq names its product pseudouridine synthase. Gene Ontology annotation, cellular component: nucleus. The transcript has a single exon. Gene Ontology annotation, molecular function: pseudouridine synthase activity; RNA binding. The record is from RefSeq and is a predicted model, not a curated record. The coding region runs from base 262 to 2298 and encodes 678 amino acids. Gene Ontology annotation, biological process: pseudouridine synthesis. NCBI's taxonomy places the organism in Eukaryota, Fungi, Ascomycota, Schizosaccharomycetes, Schizosaccharomycetales, Schizosaccharomycetaceae.
UCUUGACUGCAUUAAAAAAUAAUCAAAACUACCAGUUCCAGUCUAGUUCCACGUAGAAGAACAAGAAAGAGUAUGAAUCAAUCCAAUGACUCUAUUUGAAAAGCUAUUUGCAAAGAAGAAUAGACUCGAUCCAUUUCUUCACUCAUUUUCUUGACAUUUGCUAGAUUGGAAAUCAUCGUUAAGUGUCGUAAAGGUUUUUAACGAAUUUGAACAUUUGAAAGAGUCGAUUUCUGAAGAAGAAAUAUACUUGUAGCAGCAACUAUGUCUGCAGAGGAGCCAAGAAAACGACUUCGUACAGAGGAGUCUUUGACGCAGACACAGGUGGAGGCUUAUAGCGAAAAGCCCUAUGAAGCCAGAAAUGCUUUGGAUGCUGAAAAUCAGAAGUUUUACAUGACUGAAGGAGACGUUGGGAUUGACACCUUCUUAAUCUCAGACCUCCCUGCCAUAGAUGGAAUCCUAAAAGCACGCUUUACUGAUUUUAUGGUACAUGAAGUUGACGUAGAAGGUAAUGUUGUUGUUUUGACAGACAUGGAAUCCCAUGACCCUGUACCGGAGGUUGAAGCAUCUUCUUCGGCAAAGGAGGAUAAAAUCGAGAAAGAAUCAGUGGCUGCUCCUUCUAAUGUGAAUCUGGAUAAACAAGAAAAAAUAGAUGCCUCCGCUCCCUCGAUUACCUUGCCUUCGGAACUCGAAGAUUGCAUUCCUCAGGAAAUGGCAUCUCAAUUUUUCAGUUCUCUUCAAGACCUCUCACUUGGAAACUCGAGUGAAUCCGUAGUCUUAGAGGCAUCCCAAUUUUCGUCCCCUCUUGAUAAGACAAAACGUACGCUUCUUCAUCAACUUAUUCGCAAACACUUUUCUGGGUUAGAGUCGACCACUACGAAAGAGGGCUCCUUCCAAGUUGAUAAAUGCAAACGUAGUAACCAACCUAGGCCAAAGAGAGAUGCCCGUCUUAGUUGGAAAUCCCUAGGAGGUGAAUAUUGUCAUUUUCAUUUAUACAAAGAAAACCGCGAUUCAAUGGAUUGCCUAGGAAAAAUAGCCCGUCUCCUGAAAGUUCCUACAAAAUUGCUUUCCAUUGCUGGAACAAAAGAUAGAAGAGGUGUCACCUGUCAGCGUGCUGCUGUCCGUCAUGUCCGUGCUUCUCGCCUUGCUCAGUUAAAUGCUGGUUCUCUUUCUAACUCAACAUACGGAUUCCUUCUGGGAAACUAUUCUUAUCAAAACUCUCCUCUUAAACUUGGCGAUCUGCAAGGUAAUGAAUUCCAAGUUGUUUUGCGCGAUGUGUCAACCCCUAUAGACAAAAUUAAUCAGCGUAUGUCUUCUAUUAAGGAACAUGGAUUUAUUAAUUAUUUCGGUCUACAAAGAUUUGGUACAUCCUCGGUAGGAACGCAUACUAUCGGAAUUGCCCUUUUGCAGUCUGAUUGGAAAAAAGCCGUGGAACUUAUUCUCUCCCCUCGCCCAGAACAUACCGGUCCUGUUCGAGAAGCCAUGCAUAUCUGGCAUACUACUCAUGAUCCCGAAGCUACUCUGAAAAUUCUGCCUCGUCGGCUUAUCGCUGAGACCAGCAUUUUGGAAACCUGGCAACGAAGCGGGAACCAGAGCGAUUUCUUGGGUGCUUUUCAAAGGAUCCCAAGGCAUUUACGUAGUAUCUAUCCUCAUGCUUACCAAUCCUAUGUUUGGAAUAAGGUUGUAUCUUGGCGUAUCAAAGAGUUGGGAGACAAACCAGUUGCUGGCGAUCUAGUACUGGAAUGUCCAACUGACGAUCAGUCAAAUGGAACUACUCCUGUUGAUCCCGAGGCACCCGAUGUAGUAGAAGAUCUACCCCAGACUUCUAAGCCACUAGCAAGGCAUCUGAAAGAAGAAGAGCUUGAAAAUUAUACAAUUUACGACAUUGUUUUACCAUUACCAGGACGUAAUGUGCUAUAUCCUAAAAAUUUAACGUUUGAUACAUAUAAAAGUAUUAUGCGUGAGCACUCACUUGAUCCUUGUCAAAUGGCUCGAAAAGACAGGGAGCUCUCUCUACCAGGUGAUUAUCGUAAACUGGUAGUACGUCCUAAAAAUAUGGAAUGGUAUACUAGAAAGUAUGACUCGUUAGAGCAGCAAAUCACAACUACCGACAAAGAUACUCUGGAAACGAAUGUUCCGAUGAUUACUGACGAAGGAAAAUAUCAAGCUUUGGUGUUGAAGUUCCAGCUUCCUUCGUCCUCAUAUGCCACAAUGGCUUUGCGUGAAGCCACUCGAAGUGCUACUUCUAGUGGUGAUCAGCGCUUUUUAAUGACAAAUCUGCAGGAUUCUUCGUCUAAGUAAAAUAAAAAUGGGACAAAAAGGUAUAUUUUUCAGUUUAAGGGUUUAGUUAUUACAGGAAGCUAUUAAUUUGAAAUAAUCAAUAUUUAAAAUAGGUCGGUUAAUAAUACAUUCUCUCCGGUAGGAUUCGUCAACUGUAAUUGUCAUUAACACCGUCUAUAUACAUUUUUUUCUCUAAUCAUUGAAUUCAAAUAUAUAAUAACAAACUAGUUUUCUUGGAUUGACUUCAUUUUAGAAAUAAUUCAGCAAACUAGUAUUUCCGUGGAAUAGAUAAUAUUUUUUUGAUAAUGGCACUCAAAUCUGCAGUCUUCAUCGUCUUCAAUAAAUGCAACUCCGGUGAGGCCUCAACUUGACCGUUCAAUUCGUCAUCACCCAAGUCGCCUUCCCAAACCGAGUUUAACCAUUGACACGGUUCCCAUUGUUGUGCUAAGCUUUGCGAAGAUUCGGAUUUUACUGCCGAGGACAUUAAAGAGUAUACAUCUUGCAGAACGCAUCCAAAACGAUUCAGAGAAACUUGAAUACCUUGCCUUGCAGAGAAAAGGAUUCGAUAUUCUCGUAGCGAACGAGCCAAAACAGUAUACCCCAUUUGUUGUGCUUCUAAGAUGCCUUUAGUUCUUUCCAUGAUAAUUUUUAGAGGUUGCAUGUCGUGUGCAUUGUCUGUAAAUAUAUUUUUUAAAUAAUGCGCAAUUAAUUGAAAAGGACUUUCUGGGUCAAAAAAGUAAAUAGAGAAAGCCCCG